Bufo bufo (common toad) is the source of this 3257-nucleotide messenger RNA. It is a transcript of the gene ZBTB35, whose product is annotated as zinc finger protein 131. Bases 77 to 2185 code for a protein of 702 amino acids. Gene Ontology annotation, molecular function: DNA-binding transcription factor activity, RNA polymerase II-specific; protein binding; RNA polymerase II cis-regulatory region sequence-specific DNA binding. Lineage: Eukaryota; Metazoa; Chordata; Amphibia; Anura; Bufonidae. The transcript is spliced from 7 exons. Gene Ontology annotation, cellular component: nucleus. Gene Ontology annotation, biological process: regulation of transcription by RNA polymerase II. The record is from RefSeq and is a predicted model, not a curated record.
CCACAGGGCUGCACACAGCUUCUGACCCUCCCUGACCUAAAGAGACAGCUGUUUACAGCUGACUACAACUCCCAGUAUGAUCUAUGCUGGGAGAUGUAGUAAGAACUGCCCUACAGUCUGCCAGCGCCCCCUCCACCACACUCUCCUUCUCUUCAGACUUCUUAGGCUUUCCCGCCAGAUUAGCGGCUGUCAUCACGUCACUUCCUGUGCGGGGGCCGCCGGGAAGCCGCCCGCCCUCUCCCCACUGCCAUCCAUAGACGCUAGGAGGAGGCCGCGGACAGCCAGUCUCACUAGUGCAGGUGCGGUAUGUGGAUCUGCCUUUCAGGCUAGCUGUUCAGGUAUGGAAGCUGAGGAGACGAUGGGCUGCAUUCAGGAAUUUCCGGACCACUAUAAAGUGAUGAUGGACCGGUUAAACGAGCAGCGGGAACUGGACCAGUUUACUGACAUCACGCUGAUUGUGGAUGGACACCAAUUCAAAGCCCACAAAGCCGUCCUUGCCGCCUGCAGCCAUUUUUUCUACAAAUUCUUUCAGGAUUUUACAGAAGAGCCAUUAGUGGAAAUAGAAGGUGUCAGUAAUGUUGCCUUCCGACAUCUAAUAGAAUUCACGUAUACUGCAAAACUAAUGCUACAAGGGGAAGAGGAGGCCAGCGAUAUAUACAAGGCAGCCGAGUACCUCCAGAUGCACGAGGCCAUCAAAGCACUUGAGUUCAGGAACAAAGAGACCAUAGUGAUCGAAGAAAAGCCACAAGAUGAAGAAAAUUUAAAAAAAUGGAGGAUUUCUGACACCAACAGUGUCAUCACAGAGGCCAUGACGAAUUCCGAUGACGAAGGCGAACCAGUGGAGAUUGAAGUUGAAAUAACCGAAGGAACAAUUGAACUGGAGGAAAACCUGGAGACCCUGGAAGCAGGGACGUCACCCGAACAGUCAGUGAAAUACAUUCAGAGUACAGGCACGUCAGAUGACUCGGCCCUAGCCCUUCUAGCGGACAUUACCAGCAAGUACCGCCAAGGAGAAAGAAAAAGGCAGCUGCAGGAAGACAGCGCCAAUGAAAGCGAUGCUGCGGGCAAUCAGGUAGAAGGCAUUGAAAUUAUGGAGGUUCAUCUGUCACAUGUCAACAGCAUGUUCCCUUGUCAGAAAUGUAACCGUUCAUUUAAAUUGUUUUACCAUUUAAAGGAACACAUGAAAUCACACUCCGAGGACAAUUUUAAGUGUGAAAUAUGCAAUAAAAGCUACGUACGCGAGAUUGCGUGGAAGCAACACCUCACCUGCUAUCACCUAGAAGAAAGCGCCGCCUGCAGGAGGCCGAGGCCGGGCAAAAAAAUCCACGUUUGUCAGUACUGCGAUAAACAGUUUGAUCACUUUGGACAUUUUAAAGAACACCUAAGAAAGCAUACAGGUGAAAAACCCUUUCAAUGUCCUAACUGUCAUGAACAUUUUGCUAGGAACAGCACACUCAAAUGUCACUUAACAGCCUGUCAGCAUGGUGUUGGUGCGAAGAAGGGAAGGAAGAAACUAUAUGAAUGUCAGGUUUGCGAUAGUGUCUUUAAUUGCUGGGACCAGUUUAAAGACCACCUAGUUCUUCACACUGGCGACAAACCCAACCAUUGCACGCUGUGUGACAUGUGGUUUAUGCAAGGCAGCGAGCUACGGAAACAUCUCCGUGAUACUCACAACAUCGCUGAGAGAAUAGUGACUGAGGUCGUCCUUCCCUCCGAACAAACCGAAGCAGAGGCGGUAUCCUCGAUGGCGUUUGUGGAGCACGUGGAACAAGUCCACGUGGUGCCGGUAGAUCAAGUCAUUCAAGUUCAAGUUGAUCCACCUCAACUAACCGUUGGUCACUUGCACCAGGAUCUUCUAGAAGUGAACCAAGUGAAAGGUGCCCACAUACUGGAUCUCCAGACGCAGGUUCAUAUGGGUCACAUAGAGGUCGAGCAUCUUCAGAUAGACCCAGGAACUGAGGUUCACGUUGAGGAAGUGCACGUUGAACAUGUUAAUGAGAUACACAUGGAAGAGGUGGAGGCACAACUUCUGGAUGAGUCCAGUAUUCAACAUAUUGAACAUACUAUUGAGGACCAAUCCUGCCAGGCAGAGGUUGCCGAAUAUCAUCAAAUCGUCCACACAGGGGCCGACAACAUACAGAUAAGACAGAUUGAGAUGACACAUAUAGAAGCUGCCGCUGAAUAGGAAGGACAUUACGGUAGAACUCAGAAGGCUGGUUUGCGCUUAGCAGAGGUUUCUACUGCGUUUCGAGGCGUUGUCUAGGGAUGGAAAGACAGACGUUUUCCUCUAGAAAUAGUACCACACCUGUUCACAGGUUGUAAGUGGUAUUACAGUGCAGCCCAGUUCACUUUGAUGCAGGCUUGGCAGUGUUUCAGGACGAAAUUGGCCCCGGGGCUAUGUUCCUCUGUUGAAGAAGGGAAUGAUUGUGGUAGUCGCACGGAUAUUACCUAACAUUUUACUUCUAAUCAUCCGAAGUAUUUAUCUUCCGCCUAAAGGACUGAUUCAGCGACAUAUGGCAGCGUGUAAGUGGCUUAAAGAAAAUCUCCAGUCAGUCGUUUCCUAUAGCACUGAUGAUGUAUUCUUUACCUGUACAUUGUCAAGGUUUAAAGGUGCUGUGCAGCAGGUACAUAUUAGUCCCUCGUCCUCGGGACAAGUCCUAAAUAUCAGAUCAUCUGCUGAUCGGCUGCUUCACAAUUACACUGCACGGUGUAUGCACCACUGCAUUCAGAUGGGAGGAGAGGUUGUAAUUACACUGUGAGUGAGGCGGCGUGCAGUGUAGUUCUGAAGCAGAAGCAGCGCUCGCACAAGCUCCGCCUCCUCUAAAAGCAAAACUGCCCGUGUUGCCCAUACCCGCCAAUCACAGCGCAGCUUUUAUUUAAUGUUCUGCUCUUGAAAAAUGAAAGCUGCGCUUUGAUAGGUUGCUAUGGACAGCAAAGCGUUUUUCUAGACCAUUUCAUAAAAACUGCCCGCUAUGUAAUAAAGCUAUGUUUUCAUUUUCUUUCAUCAUUGGUCUUCUGCGGGGGAAACCGAAGUAACAUCAUGCUUUGACUGGAUUAUUUCUUUAAGCUCAUGUGAUGUGAAAAAUAUUCUCUUGAACUCCUUUGUUAAUAUACAGUGUCUAAUGUAAAGAGAUGAUUGCAAUUUUUUUAGGGGGUCUUUUCUAACCAGACUACCAGCUACGCACCUGCAGCACCCACCGCCGCGAUCAGACACCCCAUUUAAGAGAGAAGCCUGUCAGAUCUUCUUGUCAGCCCUG